CUUGAUGUUGUCAGUAAUCCGGCGUCGGUCAGUGCACGGUCAGGGGUGGGUAUUGUGCGCUGUGCAUGGUCAUAGAAGUUUGCUGAUCCCGAAGGGCAGGUCGUGAUGCAUUUUGAGGUGCUAGGAUCUCUUUUUAUAGGGUUAGUACAGGGAUACACCAGUCGGCCGGGCUUUUUCUCUGCCUUGCAUCAUGGUAUUUCAUGGCUUGACGCCACUAUUCUAGACGACUUUUUUUGGUCCUUUACUUUCGGCGCAGUUGGAUACAGACCGCCUUGUCCUGGUUACCCUUUGGGCUUUUGGAAGCUUCGCAAGGACGCACGAGUCGAAUUGUUAUCCCAGGACAAGAUUGCUAACACACUCAUCAAGUCUCGGUCUACACACAGGACUCUGGGACAAUCAUCGGGUGUGCUGGGGGAUCUUGACCCGCGUGUCUAGCUAUUUGUUGGGUUGCAUAUAUUGGGCCACUUCGCCAAGGACAUGGGAUGACACGGAAGAACAUAGAGAGACGUGGAGGUUACACACCUGUGCCUUCAAAGGGAUUAGGUCAGUUCAUUGACGAUAUGGGGAGUGCGUUUGUUCACUCUGGGUCUCUUUGGGGGAAUCAGGCAGGCAGGCGGUGCGU
Molecule: messenger RNA, 622 nt
Organism: Lasiosphaeria miniovina
Lineage: Eukaryota; Fungi; Ascomycota; Sordariomycetes; Sordariales; Lasiosphaeriaceae
Exons: 1
Coding region: 106-435 (109 amino acids)
Source: RefSeq, a predicted model, not a curated record